Messenger RNA from Archocentrus centrarchus (flier cichlid), 2290 nucleotides. RefSeq names its product receptor-type tyrosine-protein phosphatase C-like. The coding region runs from base 19 to 2196 and encodes 725 amino acids. Lineage: Eukaryota; Metazoa; Chordata; Actinopteri; Cichliformes; Cichlidae. The record is from RefSeq and is a predicted model, not a curated record. Gene Ontology annotation, molecular function: protein binding. The transcript is spliced from 14 exons.
ACCGCCUCACCUCCACGCAUGGCCACAAAUUUUAUAACAAGUCAACCACCCUCGCCCUCACCUGCACGCAAGGAUCAAAAUCCAGUAACAAGUCAACCACCCUCGCCCUCACCUGCACGCAAGGAUCAAAAUCCAGUAACAAGUCAACCACCCUCGCCCUCACCUGCACGCAAGGAUCAAAAUCCUGUAACAAGUCAACCACCCUCGCCCUCACCUGCACGCAAGGAUCAAAAUCCUGUAACAAGUCAACCACUCUCGCCCUCACCUACACGCAUGGAUCAAAAUUCUGUCGAAAAAAGCCAGUCAGCCUCAUCCUCGCCUUCAGUCUCCAUAGCAUCUGCUAUUGUCACAGCAGUGACAGCAUCUGCUUCAUCAGCAGCUACUACCAAAAUCACAGACGUAUCAGCUACCCUCAAUUCUUCAGCUAGUUUGAAAAAUCACACCUCCUUCCAAUCAAACUCUUCCUUUCAAGCAGCCAAUUCAACUAUCAUGUCUGCAACUGAUUCUGCAAACACCUCAUCCUCAUCCAAUUCAUCCAGCACCCAUCCAGGCUCUCAGAGCCUCACACCCUCUCACAACCAGACCUCACAUCCAGGCACCAACACCACAGUGUCAACGACCACCAAAGCCACCAAAGCACCAGAUUCUGAGCCUCCACAGUGUUCUUACAAUGUCACAAAGCACAGGUCUGUCUUGAAGUUUGAAGUAAAUCGUCCCGGUAACUACAACAUAAAUGUUUUUGAAGGCCGACCGAAGACUGUAGAGAAAAUCCAAGUUCAUAACUCGACUCAAAACUCAGUAUGGAAAACUGAACCCCUGAAGCCCUGUACUGAAUACAGCCAUAAUGUUUCCUUUAUCGGAGCUGAUGGCAAAGAAAUAUUCUGUAACUCUCAGGCAAAUAAAACUAAAACAGAUAAAAUGAGUAAAGGUGACGUUAAAGAAAAAUACUGCAUCCCUGAACAUGUUUGUUAUGAAAGUGAUUGGGACCUCAGCUCUUCAAUAUCAACACCAGAUAACCUUCCAGUUAAACGAUGCAGCAAUGACAGCAAAACAUUCUGUGUCAGACCUGCGAACAAGAACAUCUGCUCAGAUUUGACCAUAACUUUCACUUCAGGAGCCUGUGUGAAUUCUUCCUUUAACUUCACCAAAAGCAUCAGUGUUGAUUUCUUAAAUUCUAAUGAAAUACAGCAGAAUAAAUCCACUGGACUUCCUGCAAAAAUAGAAGCAACAUUACCAGACUUACCAAACUGUGCUGAUCUCUCAGUUAGUUACACCUGUUCAGAAAAAGGUAAACCUGAUGAUGUGAAGCAACUGUCUGAGCUGGAGCCCUUCACAGACUACAGCUGUACUGGUCGGAUCUCAGACCACAACAUCCCCACAAAUAAGACAACUCCACCCAUCCACUUCAGGGUUGAUUGUGAUCUUACAAUAAACAACAUAAUGAACAUUACAACUGACAAUUCCAUUGAGCUGAGCUGGAAAACAACCAGUAAGAACUGCAAAGAGGUCCUUCAGAAGUUUUCUUAUGACUGCAUUUGUCAGAAAAAUGGUCAGAAACAAGGUCAGACACUUAAAGUUACAGGCACAAAACUAUCACCUGAAGGAGGAACAUGUACGAUUACUGGACUGGAUCCAUAUAAAAUUUAUACCUGUCAGGUCCAACCCAAAUACAACAACAAGAUUCGCGAUGCUACUGGAACUAAAGUUCAACUGGAAACUAAGAUUGGAAGACCUCAAGCUGUCAGGGAUCUAACAGUCACUGUUCAGGAUCAUAAUACAAUUAGAGUAACCUGGGUCAAACCAAAAUUUUUAAAUGGACCUGAGGUGAAAUACAGAGUAUAUUUGUAUAAAGCUGGUGAUAAACCACAGGAAAAAGAGACCUGGGAGACAAAUUAUGUGUUCACAGAUCUGAGCUACUCUAUGACCUACAAUGUCAAGGUGGUUGCUUUCAACGGACACUAUGAGAGCCACCCCACAACAAAAAAAGCUGAUACUCGCUACGAUGACAAAGCUGUUAUUAGGUUUCUGGUCUUCCUCAUCAUCGCCAUCAUUCUUGUGUCUCUGCAUUUUGUCACCUACAAGAUCUACAUUAAGAAGCUCAGAAAGUCCAGAAAUGAUGUGAAUGAAGAUAUGGCACUUGAAGGAGUUUAUGUGAAUGCACGACCUCCUGGAUGGUGUCAUAAAGAAGCUCGCUGAUCAAGAAAGGCAUCACGGAGCAACCAACUAAAUCACCAUUAACGCUUUAUGUUAAGCUGUGCUUAGUCUUAACAUUUUUAUGCACAAAUAUCAA